Cladophialophora yegresii CBS 114405 is the source of this 2298-nucleotide messenger RNA. RefSeq names its product pre-mRNA-splicing factor ATP-dependent RNA helicase PRP43. Gene Ontology annotation, molecular function: RNA helicase activity; ATP binding; RNA binding. NCBI's taxonomy places the organism in Eukaryota, Fungi, Ascomycota, Eurotiomycetes, Chaetothyriales, Herpotrichiellaceae. The coding region runs from base 1 to 2298 and encodes 765 amino acids. The record is from RefSeq and is a predicted model, not a curated record. The transcript has a single exon. Gene Ontology annotation, cellular component: spliceosomal complex; intracellular anatomical structure.
AUGGCAACCAAGCGCUCAGACAACAUUGACGGUGCUCCUGCAAAGCGCCAGAAAACAUCUGGCGAGAUGGACCCUCGAAAUAAUCCAUAUCUCGCUCAUCACUAUGAGAACAACACCAACGGCUACUCGAACGGCGCUUCAACGCCCCCAAUCGUCAAAGAUGGGCCUCUCUCCAAACUCCAGCGACAUAAGACGACCGCCGCACAAGCUCGAGAAGCCGAAGAUGGCAAAAUCAGCCCUUUCACAGGUCGCUCUCAUUCCGAUAGAUAUUUCUCCAUCUUGCGCACCAGAAGAGAUCUGCCUGUCCACGCGCAGCGAGACGAAUUCCUCCAAUUGUACCAGAAGUCGCAAAUCCUUGUCUUUGUGGGCGAGACGGGCUCAGGCAAGACCACACAGAUUCCGCAGUUUGUCAUCUACGACGACUUGCCUCAGCGAGAAAAGAAACUGGUUGCUUGCACCCAGCCUCGGCGAGUCGCUGCCAUGUCGGUGGCGGAGCGUGUCGCAAACGAGAUGGAUGUCAAACUCGGUGAAGAAGUGGGUUACAGCAUACGAUUUGAGGAUAUGACCAGCCAAAAGACCAUUCUCAAGUACAUGACAGACGGGAUGCUGUUGAGAGAAGCCAUGAACGAUCACGACCUCAAAAGAUAUUCCACCAUAAUUCUUGAUGAGGCCCACGAGCGAACAUUGGCCACCGAUGUGUUGAUGGGUCUACUGAAGGAGGUCGUGCAGCGUAGACCAGAUCUCAAGUUGAUCAUCAUGUCUGCCACCCUUGAUGCUCAAAAAUUUCAGCGCUACUUCAACGACGCACCUCUACUUGCCGUCCCGGGACGAACUUUUCCCGUUGAAAUCUUCUACACGCCCGAGCCUGAGCGCGAUUAUGUGGAGGCUGCGAUCAGGACUGUCUUGCAGAUCCAUGCCACAGAACCUGAAGGAGACAUCUUGCUCUUCUUGACUGGUGAAGAAGAGAUUGAAGAUGCAUGCCGCAAGAUCUCGCUAGAAGCAGACGAGAUGAUUCGAGAGGCUGACGCCGGUCCAAUGAAGGUCUAUCCCCUGUACGGCACGUUGCCUCCUGCUCAGCAGCAGAAGAUCUUCGAGCCAGCGCCACCGCCUCGCAAACAGGGCGGCCGUGCAGGGCGCAAGUGUAUCGUCGCCACCAACAUCGCUGAAACGUCCCUGACAAUCGACGGCAUUGUGUAUGUGGUUGAUCCAGGCUUCUCCAAGCAAAAGGUGUAUAACCCACGCAUUAGAGUCGAGUCCCUGCUGGUUUCGCCGAUCUCGAAGGCUUCCGCUCAACAGAGAGCUGGUCGUGCCGGUCGUACCCGGCCUGGAAAGUGUUUCCGACUCUACACCGAAGGUGCAUUCAAAAAGGAACUGAUUGAGCAGACGUAUCCGGAAGUCCUCAGAUCCAACCUCUCAUCGACUGUUCUGGAGCUGAAGAAGCUUGGAGUUGACGACUUGGUCCAUUUUGACCUAAUGGACCCUCCGGCCCCUGAAACUUUGAUGCGGGCAUUGGAGGAGCUGAAUUAUCUUGCAUGCUUGGACGAUGACGGCAACUUGACGACCAUGGGUAGACUCGCAUCUGAAUUUCCCCUGGAUCCAGCCCUUGCGGUCAUGCUCAUCUCCUCACCAGAGUUUUACUGCUCCAAUGAGAUUCUGAGCUUGACAGCUCUGCUGUCGGUCCCGCAGAUAUUCGUGCGACCCGCAUCAGCUCGAAAACGUGCAGAUGAAAUGAAGGCCCUCUUUGCUCAUCCUGACGGCGAUCAUCUGACAAUGCUGAAUGUCUACCACGCUUUCAAGGGUCCUGACGCACAGGCCAACCCACGACAAUGGUGCCACGACCACUUCUUGAGUCUUCGUGCUCUGCAGUCUGCCGACAACGUCCGGAUGCAACUGAAGCGUAUUAUGGAGCGGGAAGAGUUGGAGUUGAUGUCCACGCCAUUCGAGGACAAGAAGUACUACGAAAACAUUCGGCGUGCCCUGGUGUCAGGAUUUUUCAUGCAAGUGGCUAAGAAGGAGGCCAAUGGCAAAACCUACACUACCGUCAAGGAUAACCAGACGGUUCUUUUGCAUCCAAGUACGGUCCUCGGCCAGGAGAGUGAGUGGGUUGUCUACAAUGAGUUCGUUCUCACGAGCAAGAACUACGUGCGGACGGUCACAAGUGUGCGUGGCGAGUGGUUGCUCGACAUCGCACCGGGUUAUUACGACAUAGACAGUUUUCCAAAGGGCGAAGUCAAGACCGCUCUUCAAAGACUCCAAGAGAGGGUGGCUCGACGCCAAAAGAUGAAGGGUGGAAGAUAG